Molecule: messenger RNA, 341 nt
Organism: Schistocerca cancellata (South American locust)
Lineage: Eukaryota; Metazoa; Arthropoda; Insecta; Orthoptera; Acrididae
Product: protein takeout-like
Exons: 3
Coding region: 27-290 (87 amino acids)
Source: RefSeq, a predicted model, not a curated record
GGUUCUGGUCCUACCCAUCAAGGAAAAUGACGCCUGCAGCAUCACGAUCCGUGGCUCAGAAUAAAUGGGUUUCGAAGCUGAUGUGGAGAUGUGGGGAGAGCGUUUGGAGCGAGAGGGAGUACUGGAAUAUCAAGAACUUCACAGUCAAGAUGGAUCUUGGGAAGGUCCACAUACAGCUUGACAACCUAUUCAAUGGCGCCAAGGUGCUGGGUAAGAACAUAAACAAGUUCUUGAACGAGAACAUGAACCUGUUGGUACAGGACCUGAAACCGGGGAUCGAGUUGGCGUAGGCGGCUUCGCACAUGGACGUGGCGAGGCGGCUGUUCAGCAAGGUGCCCUAC